UGCACUGCGGUCAAAGGCCUUACCUCACACUUAGCGGCAAAAUUGCGUAUGUAAGAAAUUAUUGAUUAUUUAAAAUGUAUAGCGAUGAUGUUCUUGGUGAAGAUGGACGGACAGCUUUCAAUGCUUGUGUUAGGGUUAAAGUGUUAAGAAAUCCAAAUCCACUUGAAUUACCUCAAUACAGUCGGGAAGAUGCUCUUAAACGAGUGCAGAAUUGUUAUGGUAGCCCGCUUCCACAAGGACUUGAUACGUGGCGCUUGUAUGAUCCGCUCGUGCUCUAUGAUCAAAGGAAUGAUCACCAACUCAAUAUUUCCAAACUGAAGAGAACGUACAGCAUUGCUGAUAUUGCUGGGGCUCUUUCUGACUUCGAUGAAAAGUUUUACGUAGAAAGAGACCCAGAAGAUGGACCAGAUGCGGAGCAAAUAAAGGCGAAAAUCAAAGAAAGAAGAGCCGCAGUCUCAAGGGAGUUGAAAGAAUUCGAAGACCCCAACAAUCGACGGAAAUAUUCCUGGAUUGUCGCUCAGCGAAGAGUAAGAGAUUGCUUUGCUGGGAAAUUUGCAGGAGAUUCAGACAUACUUAGUCACAGGGUUGGACUAAAGGUUUAUUACACUAUGUCUGACAUUUAUGAAGCCUACAUGGACAUUGAUCGCAAAAAGCAGCUCACCAAAUAUGCACAAGACGAAGGUCCUGGCUCGAAAGAAUUGAAAGAUUUGAUCGAUAAAAACACUGAAAGUAUGCGCAGUGAGUACCACAAACAUCCACAACAAAAAUAUCCCCGUGGAGUGGCUGAACGUAUGUUGAGGAACUGUUUUGCAGGUACCCUUCCAAUAGACACUGUCAUUUUACCCCCGAGGGAAGGUGCAGACAAUUGCUAAAUUUGAUAACAAGAAGCUCAUUGACAAGUACCCAAAACAAAACGGACAUAGAGAUCUAGAAAAGAAAAACGAGGUUGAUAAACAAAGAGCCGACAUUAGGAAUGAAUUUGAAGCAGCCACCAAACCUGAAAUUGAACAUGGAACUGGAUUUAUCAUCGCUGGAGUUACCAACGAUGAUUAUCAUAUUAUUACCAAUAAACACGUGGUUGAAACUUUUCUUGAAAAUAGUGGUAAAGGUAAUUGUGAAAUCCAUAUUUGUAAUGAAGUCAUUGGUAAUGUAGUCAUUGAUGAUGUAGAUGAUGAUAACCUGAAUGAUUUAGCUCUCCUGCAUUGUUCCAAGCUUAACUCAGUAGAGAAUAGUAAAAUACAUCCAUUGGAAUUGUUCCCAGAGUCAUUGAAAACAGGUCAGCCAGUCUUUUGCUUUGGCUAUCCUAUUCAUCACCAUGGAAACACAGCUCUUUUUGUGAAUGGCAGUGUCUCAGGACACCAGGAAAGAAUGUCUGGUGGUCCUUUAGUGAUGCUACAUUGCUCGCUUAGCUCUGGGUGCUCAGGUGGCCCAGUUAUGUGUAGAGUUAAGAAUCAAUUACAGGUUCUUGGGAUGGUUAAAGAGAAGCACAUUAAAGACAUCUUGACUCAAAAGGAACAAGAAAAGCUUUCUAGGGAUCGAGAUACUGUUUCAGGUGGUGCUGAAGUUGCUAAGAUUGUAUUAAAACUUAAUGAAGCCUUGACAGGAACACAUUCACCAUUCAAUUUUGUUAAUGUUAUACCUGCAGAAAAGGUGAUUCAGUUUUUACACUCUCUAAAAAUGGCAUAUAACAAUGAAAACCAAGCAAUACUUAAUAAGUCUAAUUUUGAUCAGAGCCAAGCCUUGUGAAACUUUGGCCUUUUUCAAUAGAUGGUUGAAAUUUUAAGUGUUUAUACCAAGAGUAUAUUGACAGGUAUUUAGCAGCUGAAGUUAGUUACUGGUACCCUGGGAAAUAAAGUUUGUUGCUUCCAAUAUCACCAGUACAUAAUUACAAUUGUUGUUUACUAAUUCUGACAUAAUUAUUUUAAAAUAAGUCAAGAAAUAGCACUGUAAGUAAUGCUUAGCAUUUGCAUUGUAUUGAAAUGUGAAGAAGUUUAGUAUUGUAAGUAAUGUUGGUAUUGCAAAAAAGUUUUUAAGCGUUAUAGAUUAAAAAUUUUUUAAUUUUA
Stylophora pistillata is the source of this 2063-nucleotide messenger RNA. RefSeq lists its product as uncharacterized. The record is from RefSeq and is a predicted model, not a curated record. NCBI's taxonomy places the organism in Eukaryota, Metazoa, Cnidaria, Anthozoa, Scleractinia, Pocilloporidae.